Molecule: messenger RNA, 1867 nt
Organism: Spea bombifrons (plains spadefoot toad)
Lineage: Eukaryota; Metazoa; Chordata; Amphibia; Anura; Pelobatidae
Product: methylcrotonoyl-CoA carboxylase beta chain, mitochondrial-like
Exons: 12
Coding region: 74-1792 (572 amino acids)
Biological process (GO): L-leucine catabolic process
Cellular component (GO): methylcrotonoyl-CoA carboxylase complex; mitochondrion
Molecular function (GO): methylcrotonoyl-CoA carboxylase activity
Source: RefSeq, a predicted model, not a curated record
UUGAGUAGAUGCGGGAGUUGGGACUUUGCCCCGCAGAGGGUUAUUAUUCUGGGCGCUGAGGGCAGGCUGAGCCAUGGCAGCCCGGGCACUGUACAGGUUACCCGGCCUGGGAAGGACUGCUGUGCCCCUCACCUGCUCGCACUGCCCCAGGUUUAGCAGUAGGGCUGCAGGGCACGGCAGGGGGGCCCAGUCCUACCCAGUGAUAUCGGGGGAGAUUCUGUCCCUCUAUAGGCAUGUGUAUGAAGCUAACACACGGAACAGUGAGGGGUGCAGACAGAGGUAUGAAGAGUUAUUAGAAGAAGUGAAGCGCGGCGGUGGUGAGAGCGCCAUUCUGCGACAUACCCAGAGGAAUAAAAAGCUGCUGGUGCGAGACAGAUUGAAGCUGCUUCUGGAUGAUGAGCCUUUUCUAGAGUUGUCGCCGUUUGCUGGCCUGGGUUUACCGUACGGUGACGUUCCCUCCGCAGGGUGUCUGACAGGGGUCGGAAAAAUCUGUGGAAUUUGGUGCAUGUUUAUUGCCAACGACGCCACCGUCAAAGGAGGGACGGCGUAUCCGAUUUCAGUAAAGAAGCAACUAAGAGCACAAGAGAUCGCCAUGAAGAACCGGCUACCGACAGUGUACUUGGUGGACAGCGGAGGAGCGUUCCUACCCCUGCAGGCAGAGCUGUUUCCCGACAAAGAGCACGGAGGGAGGACGUUUUAUAACGAGGCCAUAAUGUCUGCUCUGAAAAUUCCCCAGGUGGCUGUGGUUUGCGGCUCCUGUACGGCAGGAGGGGCUUAUAUACCGACGAUGGCGGAGGAAACCAUUAUAGUAGACCGCAUCGGGACUAUAUUUUUGGCUGGCCCGCCGCUGGUUAAAGCUGCCACCGGCGAAGACGUCUCCGCCGAAGACCUUGGAGGAGCAAAGCUGCAUUCGAGAGUCAGCGGCUGCGUCGAUCACUUUGCGCCAACCGAGGCAGAAGCAUAUAGUCGCGCGCGGCUGAUUAUUUCAACCUUGAACUACGAGCCUUCGCCUAUAGAAACCAGAGAAUACGAGGAGCCCUUAUACGACGCUCACGAGCUGCAGGGCCUAGCCCCCCGGGAUUAUAGCUGCACCCUCGAUAUUAAGCUGAUCGUCGGCCGGCUGGUAGAUGGCAGCAGGUUCUUGGAAGUUAAAGCUGACUACGGGAUGUCUUUAGUUACAGGAUUUGCUUCGGUUGAGGGACAUUUGGUCGGAAUUGUGGCCAAUAACGGAGAACUGACCCACGACGCCUCGUUAAAAGGAAGCCACUUCGUACAGAUCUGUAACCAGCGUGGCGUCCCCCUCCUGUUUCUGCUCAACACCACCUCUCGAGAAUCCCCGCCGCCGAGUGUAUUAAAGGCAGAAGAGCAAACGAACCGAUUAAAAGCUCAGGCGUCUAUGAUGGCGGCCGUAGCUUGCGCCUCCGUGCCGAAGAUCACGCUGGUAGUUGGCGGCUGUCAUGGAGGAGAAAGCUUUGCCAUGUGUGGAAGGUCAUUUGAACCAAACUUUUUGUUCCUGUGGCCAAACGCGAGAGUUUCCCUCGUGGAUCCGAACAGCGUAACAGCAAACGUGCGCAUGGACGAGGAGCGCCCCGAAGAUGAGAGAGGACAGACGGCCAGAUUGGAGAAGCUGAAGGAGGAGAGUUCUGCAUUUUAUUCAUCGGCCAGACUGUGGGAUGAUGGGGUUAUAUUACCGCAAGACACCCGAAAAGUGAUUGGAACGUGUCUGAGAAUCAUCAGCCAACAAAAGUAUCAGACGCCUGCCUUUCAACCAGGUCCUUUGCUGAGAAUGUGAGUUUGUUGCCAAGAGAAUAUAUUUAAAAUAAUUUGUACAUAAUGGGAAUAUAAUAAACAUUUCUAUAAAAAUCUA